AUGAUUUCAAUGGAGAACAGAUCUGAAAUAAAUGAGUUCAUCCUCAUAGGAUUAACAGAUGCUCCAGAGCUUCAGGUUCCUCUCUUCAUCAUAUUCACCUUCAUCUACCUCAUUACCCUGGUAGGGAACUUGGGGAUAGUAGCUCUUAUCUCCUGGGAUUCUCACCUCCACACCCCCAUGUACUUUUUCCUCAGUAACCUCUCUCUGGUGGAUUUUGGCUACUCCUCAGCUGUUACUCCCAAGGUGAUGAUUGGGCUUCUCACACAUGACAAAGUCAUCUCCUAUAAUGGAUGUGCUACACAGUUGUUCUUUUUUCUGGCCUUUGUCACAACUGAAAGUUUCCUCUUGGCUUCCAUGUCCUAUGAUCGCCAUGCAGCUGUGUGCAAGCCCCUACAUUAUACCAUGACCAUGACUUCUACAGUAUGUGCAUUUCUGGCCAGUGGUGCUCACAUCUGUGGCUUUCUGGCCUCCUCCAUAGCCACAGGAAACACAUUUAGCCUUCCAUUUUGUAAAUCCAAUGUGGUCCAUCAAAUUUUUUGUGAUGUUUCUCCUCUCCUAGUACUCUCUUGCUCUGAUACUCACAUCAUUGAAUUGGUAUUCUUUAUCAUGGGGUCAUUCACUGCAUUUUUCCCAUUUCUUUUCAUCUUUGCUUCUUACUUAUUAAUCUUCAUCACCAUCCUGAAGAUCCAUUCUGCUGAAGGACGCCUGAAAGCCUUCUCCACCUGUGCUUCCCACCUUACAGCAGUGUCCAUAUUUUAUGGGACAAUCACCUUCAUGUACUUCCAACCCAGCUCAAACCAUUCAAUGGACACAGACAAAAUGGUGUCAGUGUUUUACACCACAGUCAUCCCCAUGUUGAACCCCCUUGUCUAUAGUUUGAGGAACAAAGAUGUCAAGAAUGCUUUAAGAAAAGCUGUGAGAAGACAACAACUUCAAUUAGGUGAUCAUUUUUCUUAG
Trichosurus vulpecula (common brushtail) is the source of this 957-nucleotide messenger RNA. Its product is annotated as olfactory receptor 5B12-like. Lineage: Eukaryota; Metazoa; Chordata; Mammalia; Diprotodontia; Phalangeridae. Gene Ontology annotation, biological process: G protein-coupled receptor signaling pathway; sensory perception of smell. The record is from RefSeq and is a predicted model, not a curated record. Gene Ontology annotation, cellular component: membrane. Bases 1 to 957 code for a protein of 318 amino acids. Gene Ontology annotation, molecular function: G protein-coupled receptor activity; odorant binding; olfactory receptor activity. The transcript has a single exon.